AUGGCCGAUUCAUCACCAUGCGUGACAUCGGGCAAUAGUUUCUUCACCAUUCUCGAACAUGACUGCCGCCAGUACUUCGAAUUCACCUUCAUCUUUGACCGGUCCGUCCUGGCCAUCCUGCCGUCGCCGCUUUUCAUCCUGCUCGCUCUUUCGCGCUCCGUGUUCAUCUGGAAGAGGCCCAUGCUGCUGCGCCGCCGUCUCGAUCUUCUCUUCUGCUGCAAGAUGUUCGCCUUGCUCGCCCUUGCCGGCAUCCAGGUGGCCAUCGUCGUCCGGUACGCUUCGGACGACAUGGCCUCCAAGCCUUCGCUCGCCGUCCCUGCCCUCUCGCUGGCCACCACCGUGCCCGCCGCUCUGCUAUCCUUCCUCGAGCAUUACCGCUCCAUCCGUCCUUCGACCCUGCUCUGCCUCUACCUUGCCCUUGCCACCGUGUAUGACGUCGAGCAGACUCGUAUCCUGUGGAUGAGCUCGUACGCAUCCUGGCUCAUGCUGGCCACCGUUACCGCCAGAGUCGCCGUUCGAUUUUGCCUCCUGCUGCUGGAAUCGGUGGAGAAAAGGUCACUUCUCCAGCCCGACUAUGCUGCCUGUUCGCCCGAGGCACUUGGUGGCAUAUUCAAUCGCAGCGUCUGUUGGUGGCUGAACAAGCUCCUCCUCCGGGAUUCGGCAACCGCCCUUGGUCGAGGGGACUUGAUGCCGCUCGAUCCGCUGCUGCUGCCGAGCCCAACCAGGACAAGAGCCUUCGAAACUGCAUGGGCCGGUAGAAGGAAAGGCGGCAAGCACGCGCUGUUGAAGACGACGGUCACCUUCUUCGCUACCAAGUAUCUGCCCGUCAUCCUUCCGAGGAUCCUUCUCGUCUGCCUCAACGUUGCCCAGCCCCUUCUCAUCUAUCGAGCCCUCGAGCUUCUCGCCAAGCCCGACGGUGGAGCAGGCCAGAGCCCCGGCCAUGGCCUCAUCGCCGCCACCAUCUUGAUCUACUUGGGCGCCGCCCUCGCCACCGGCCUCUACAAGGGGCAGACCUACCGCUGCGUCGCCAUGGUUCGGUCGGCACUCGUCACCAUGCUCCAUGACACGACACUCGAGAUCCGCUCUUCCGUUGACGCAGACAAGAGAGCUCUCACGCUCAUGAGUACAGACGUCGAUCUGAUUGCCUCGGGGCUAGAGAACCUCGACGUGCUCUGGGCCACACCCAUCGAGAUGGCAGUGGUCACCUAUCUUCUUGUCGACAAGAUCGGCCUUGCCGCCGUCGCACCCGUUGUCGUCGCACUCGCGUUUACUGCGUCCGCUUUUGCCUUGUCCAGGUUGGCCCCGAAGCACCAGGUGACGUGGUUGGCAGCCGUGCAAGCGAGAGUGGCCGCCACGGCUUCCAUGCUGAGCAGCAUGAAGGGAAUCCGCAUGUCUGGUCUCGCCGCCAUACACGCCUCGAUCAUUCAUGGCGCCCGUGCCACCGAGCUCGGCGAAUCAUUGCCCUUUCGAAGGAUAGUCGUCGUAACCAACGUCUUCUGCACGGCUGCUCGCUCUCUCGCCCCGGUAGGUGCCUUCGUCGCCCACUCGCUCCUGCGGAAUACGCCAUUCGCAAAGGCCGUCGACGCCGCCACCCUCUUCUCUUCGCUCGCGCUUGUUAUGCUCGUUGUCCAGCCGCUCAUGCACCUGACGCUCGCUCUACCCGCGCUGCUCGGCUCCGUAGCCUGCUUCCGUCGCAUCGAGACGUUUCUGCUAUCCUGCGGCAAGUCGGGUGGAAACGAGCCAGUGUCUCGGCCACCUGGUUCGCAUGUCAAGCCGGUCUUGUGCGAGGAACGGCGCUCUUCGAAAGAUCUCAUAUCGCUUCGAGAUGCCACAUUCAGCUUUGACGACGAGUCCGAUGCCGUUCUGCGUCAUCUCUCCGUUUCCAUCCCUCACGCCACACUGACCAUGGUCACCGGGCCCGUUGGUUGCGGAAAGAGCGCACUCCUUCUCGCCCUGCUCGGCGAAAUUCCAUUGACUCAUGGCGCACUGGAUCGCCUUCCGUGCCUGAGAAGCAGCUAUUGUGCCCAGGAAGCCUGGCUACCGAACAUGCCCAUUCGACAGAUCAUCCUUGGCCCUGCAGAGUUCGCCGAUGGCUGGUAUGCUCAGGUCAUCCACGCCUGCGCGCUCGAGCAAGAUCUGGCUACCUUCGCCGAUGGGGACCAGACUGAGGUUGGCACGGGCGGCAUCAUGUUAAGCCACGGCCAGAAGCAGCGCGUUGCACUGGCCAGGGCCCUCUACGCAAGACCCCAGUUGAUACUCCUCGACGACAUCAUGAGCGCUCUCGACGCCACCACAGAGCAGGCCGUUGUCCAACGUGUCUUGGGCGCCGAUGGUCUCUGUCGUUACUAUGACAUGUCUGUUUUGCUUGUCACCCACAAGACCCACUUUAUGCAUCUGAUGGAUCAGAUAUGGACUCUGCAAGAGGAUGGGAGACUCUCCGAUACGACGCAGUCGCCUGCCCUGGUGAGCGCGAGUGGCCAUGGGGUCGUAUCGACACUUGCAGCAGUCCCGGAGAACGACGAUAGGGCCGAGGAGUCGCUUGCCGAACCUGUCACCACUGCGCAGCCUGAUGAAGCGGACCCUUCACGCGAGCAAGGAAAUCUCGGCCUCAGCUUCUACUAUCUCAAAAUGAUGGGCUACAAACGAGUCACCUCGGUCGUGAUCUCGGCCAUCGCUUUUGCCUUCCUGUUCACCUCCCCCAACGUCUGGCUGGCGUGGUGGUGCAACUCGGAAUCAGAGCAUCUAGGUGAACGAGAGGGUCUGUUUCUCGGCGUCUAUGCCGCUUUAGCCGUCGCCGUCAUCAUCUUCCAUGCGUUGCAGUUGUGGACCAGUCUUGUCAAGGCAGUGCCGGUGGCAUCCAGCAAGUUGCACCAAGUCCUGCUGGAUAAGGUCAUGGCCGCCCCCCUAUCGUUCUUCGUGGACACGAACAAUGGCGUGACAUUGAAUCGCCUCAGCCAGGAUAUGUCCUUGGUCGAUUCAGAGGUGCCGGCCGCCAUGGUCCAAGCCUUGGACAGUGCUCUCUUGGUCAUCGCGACGGCCAUUGUAAUAGCCGUCUCGUCCAAAUACACGGCCAUCUCCUUCCCCCUACUUCUUGCCAUCACCUACAUGCUGCAGAAUCGGCACUUUACACACACUUCCUCGAGACCCUGCAAGGGUGUCGCCACCGUCCGCGCUUUCGGCUGGCAAAGUUACUUUGGAGAGCGGAAUCGCCGAUUCCUCUCCGAAGCCCAAAAGCCUUAUUACCUCCUGUUCAGCAUCCAAGUAUGGCUGAAUGUGAUGCUGGAUCUGCUUGUCGCCGUCACCAUGAUACUUACCGUGUCACUUGCCAUGGGGUUACGAAGCGCUUUCACCGCAGGUUCCCUCGGCCUCGCCCUAAUGUACAUUCCGUCCAUGGGCAGAACGCUAUCAUACGUCAUUCAAUCCAGAGACUUGAUGGAGACCUCCGAGGAUGCCUUGAAAAGACUGAAAGCCUUCAUCGCCGAGACUCCAACCGAACAUCUGCCCGGAGAGGACGGUGUCGUCGAAGUGGGAUGGCCGUCGCAAGGGCACCUGACCUUGAACGGCCUUACCGUGAAGUACAGCACUGAGACCCCGCCUGUUUUGCGGGACGUUUGCCUGGUGGCCGCGCCGGGCAUGAAAAUCGGUGUCUGUGGUCGUCCUGGAAGCGGGAAAAGCUCCUUGAUACCGAGCAUUCUGCGGAUGAACGACAUUGAUGCCGGAUCCAUCAUCAUCGACGACCGAGACCUGAGCUCUCUUCCUCGAGACGCAAUCCGACGUAGUAUUGCCGUCCUGCCGCAAGAACCGAUACUCUUGGAUGGAUCUUUGCGACUUAACCUGGACCCCUUCGGCGAACGUUCCGAUGAAGAGAUCAAUUCAGCGCUCGCCGACGUUGACCUGGGACAUCUUUGCCAGGCGCCUGGGGCACUGGACGCGGCACUGGAAGCGACAAAGCUCUCGCUCGGUCAAAAGCAGCUUCUGUGCAUUGCGCGUGCCUUGAUAAGUCGGUCGAAGUUCCUGAUGUUAGAUGAGGCAACGUCGUCGGUUGACGAAGAAACGGAGGGCAAGAUUAUGCAACUGGUUCAUGACAAAUGCUGCGGCCGCACCGUCAUUGCCGUUGCCCGCAGACUUCGCACACUUAUGGAGUUUGACCUCAUCCUGGUCAUGGAGCAAGGACAGGUCGUCGAACAGGGUAGUCCAAGUGAGCUGCUCGCACGAGGGCAUGGGCGAUGGAGAGAACUAUGGGAUGAUCAACAGUAG
Messenger RNA from Drechmeria coniospora, 4257 nucleotides. RefSeq lists its product as uncharacterized. Gene Ontology annotation, molecular function: ABC-type transporter activity; ATP hydrolysis activity; ATP binding. The record is from RefSeq and is a predicted model, not a curated record. The transcript is spliced from 6 exons. Gene Ontology annotation, biological process: transmembrane transport. Gene Ontology annotation, cellular component: membrane. The coding region runs from base 1 to 4257 and encodes 1418 amino acids. NCBI's taxonomy places the organism in Eukaryota, Fungi, Ascomycota, Sordariomycetes, Hypocreales, Ophiocordycipitaceae.